UGUUCCGUAGUAUACAAUAGAAAUUUACAACUUGCCAAGAGUUUGACGUAGGUGUGGUUCGGAGUGGAGGUUCAGACAUGAAAUAUUUGGCAGUGGUUGCCUUGCAGAUCUUCUACACGCUGUCGAGAAUUGGGGCUGUUAGUACUAGUAGUACUGACCAGUAUUACAUGGACGAGUACUGCUAUGAACGGAGGCUGCAUGCAGACUACAGGGAGCAGUCCAGUGGGCUUCUCUCACUGACAGCAAGCACCUUCUACCGCACUAACUGGACGUGCAUGCUGACGAUAGAAGCACCGCCUGAACGCAUGGUCCUGCUCAAGUUCCUCUCUGUCGACAUCAGUGGAAAUGAGAUUGGCCUCUGCAGGGAUUUCCUCGUUGUCUACGAUGGAUCCGACGCCUUCUCGCAGAAACUCACGCCUCCUGGUGGCAUGUGUGGCGACGCCACGUGGCUGUUCUCAUCGACGGGCAACUUCGUCACGCUGGAGUUUGUCAGUCCGAAUGACUACGUUGUAUAUCGCCGCCGCGUAGGCUUCACGCUGCUCUACACGUCGUUCACGGCCGGACCGAAUUGCUCGAUUGGCCAGUAUUUGUGUGAAAGCCAAGUCAGGUGUGUAGACAAUGAGUUGCUGUGCAACCGUCAUGACAACUGCGCGGACGGAAGCGACGAGGCGACUCAGAUCAAUCUGGCAGCGUGCCAGUUGGGUCUAGCUGCUUGGCAGGUGAUCACCAUGGUUGGUGUUGGCUUGUUCCUCUACUUCACCAUCGGCACUCUCAUCUACUUUCGCUGCUCAACGACGGCAUCGACGAUGAAAGUGACGUCGUCUCGCAAGAAAUCGCGCAAAUACCCGGAUCUCGUCCACUCGUAUGUGCAGCAGCAGCAGCAGCAGCAGCAGCAGCAGCAGCAGCAGCAGCAGCGGCGGCAGCAGUUGCCGCGGAAACCCGUUGGAUGCAGUGUCGACAAGAGAGCAUCCGACGGCGGUGGUGCGGCAAGCACAACAUACUGCGCGUCGGACGUCCAGCCGUACGUCGUCACGGCAACCACGCGGCAUCAUUCGCCCAAUGCGCUGCGUGUGCUCCCUAUUGAUAGGCAGCGUAGAUGGAGGCACGGUAGCAGCAGGCCAUGUCGCGUGCAUGAGUAUGCGAUAUCAGACGGGGUUGGGGCUGUUAGAGAGCAGACAGUGGUGAAAUGUAUGCUGCCAGCAGACAUUGAUCAUGCUGACAAUAUCGAGUGGCAGAGUACAGAGCAGGUUCACAUCAGCUCCGGUGUAUAUAUAUAGCUAUUAUUGACAUUUAUAUAAAUACAUAGACAUGUGCAUAUAUACAUAUAUCUUUCAUAGUUGAUCAAAUAUGUAUUAAUUUCAUCAUGAUGUCAAUUCGGCCACAAGCAAUACAUAGGCCUACAAUCAUAUACAUAUAUAUGCUUAUAUAGUAAGACAUGCCUAUUUUGUAUAUUUCGUAUGGGCAUUUUAAUGUAAUUUCUUACUUGUGUAAAAUAUAUCCAGUAUAAUAGAAAUUACCUACGAGAUUUUACGUUCACGUUUUUU
Priapulus caudatus is the source of this 1544-nucleotide messenger RNA. RefSeq lists its product as uncharacterized. The record is from RefSeq and is a predicted model, not a curated record. NCBI's taxonomy places the organism in Eukaryota, Metazoa, Priapulida, Priapulimorpha, Priapulimorphida, Priapulidae. The coding region runs from base 78 to 1277 and encodes 399 amino acids. The transcript has 5 exons. Gene Ontology annotation, molecular function: protein binding.